This is a messenger RNA of Neurospora tetrasperma FGSC 2508, 526 nucleotides long. RefSeq lists its product as uncharacterized. Bases 5 to 526 code for a protein of 173 amino acids. The transcript has a single exon. The record is from RefSeq and is a predicted model, not a curated record. Lineage: Eukaryota; Fungi; Ascomycota; Sordariomycetes; Sordariales; Sordariaceae.
AAAAAUGCCAACAGUCAUGGGCCUAACCACCGACUCCUCCUCCAAAACCACCACCACCCUCGGCAACCAAGACCUCAAAAAGCCCAACGGCGGCUCCCGCCUCGACACCAUUUCCAAACGCAACCACCACGCCGCCAAAGAAAUCGAGACCCUCUUCUGGCGCUGCCUAUGCGACGACCCCUCCGCCGCCCCGGAAUACAUGGCCGAGGACUGCAUCCUCAUCAACCCUCUCUUGUCGUCGCACCCCUCCACCACCCCGCUAUCGAAAGACAGCGAGCCGAACAUACUAGAGGUGUUUGAAAAGGCGGAACCGUGGGCUGGGUUCCGGUUCCAUGGAGAUCCGCUGGUGGUGGAGAUUGAUUUGAUGGCUGUGGCGUUGGUGUACAAGGUUAGUUUGUAUACGGUUGAUAAAAAGGGCAAGGGGACGAGGGAGGUGGUGGCUAGUGUGAGUAGUAGUUGGAGGCAGACGGCGGGGGCGGAUUGGGUGUUGGUGGCGCAUCAUUGUCAGUAUGUUGAUGAUGAGUGA